Molecule: messenger RNA, 1971 nt
Organism: Venturia canescens
Lineage: Eukaryota; Metazoa; Arthropoda; Insecta; Hymenoptera; Ichneumonidae
Exons: 1
Coding region: 1-1971 (656 amino acids)
Biological process (GO): DNA integration
Molecular function (GO): nucleic acid binding
Source: RefSeq, a predicted model, not a curated record
AUGUCAAUACCUCGAUUGGAGUUGAGUAGCGCAUUGCUCCUGUCACGGCUCAUAAUCAACGCAAAAAACGGUCUCAACCGUCAAGUGAACGGGAUUCAAGUAUGGACCGACUCGAAAGUAGCCCUGUGUUGGAUUCAGGGCGAUCCCGCGAGAUGGAAACCUUUCGUCGCUAAUAGAGUGAUCGAAAUCACCGAGUUAGUCCCAGCCAAACAUUGGAGUCACGUUGCAGGGGAAGAAAAUCCAGCGGACCUUAUCUCUCGAGGAUCUGGCGCCAAUCAACUCGAGAAGUCGGAGUUGUGGUGGACGGGUCCCCGGUGGCUGCAAGAAAAAUGUCCAGCUGUUCAUCUCGAUUCAUCGAAGGAGCCUGCGGAGGAAAUUUUGGAGACUGUUGCGGUCGAAAGGCGCAGUGAGAAACACGCUUACAAGGCUUGUGUUCAAGAAGAACAGGUCGCACAGGAACUCCUGAACAAAUUCUCCUCGUUGACGAAGGUCGAACGAGUCAUGGCGUAUUGUGGGCGGUUUUCCUCCAAUGCUCGGAAAAAUAUCACCGAACGAAACUUUGAUCGAUUAUUGGCAAUUGAGUUGCAAGAAGCACAGCUCAAGCUCAUUCAGGGCGAGCAGGCGAUACACUUCACCGAAGAAAUAUCCGCUUUGUCGAAAAAUCAGACGUUAUCGUCAUCCAGCAAUCUUAUUCGAUGGCAUCCUUUCUUGGACAAGCGGGGAAUCCUCAGGGUGGGCGGUCGCUUACAAAAUUCUGGCUUGUCGUUCGAGCAGCGACACCCAAUCAUCCUUCCGGCAAAGAGCACGUUCUCCCGACUGUUAUUCGAACGUGAACACCGUCGCCUACUUCAUGCGAGCCAACUCUUGUUGCUAUCGACAAUCCGAGAAAAGUACUGGCCAAUCAACGGGCGAAGCAUAGCUCGUCAAGUUUGCCACGCCUGCGUAUGGUGUAGUCGUCACAAACCGAGAGAAACUAUUCAAAUUAUGGGAGCCCUUCCCAACGAAAGAGUUAAGCCGAGUCGGCCCUUCACCUUCACUGGCGUCGAUUUCGCAGGCCCGAUCACAACUCUUGUUAAUAAAGGACGCGGUCGAAAAACUAACAAAUCUUACGUAGCACUAUUCGUUUGUUUCGCGACAAAGGCGAUACAUCUCGAAGCAACGAGCGAGUUGUCGACAGCUGCAUUUUUGGCCACGUUUCGGAGAUUCAUCGGUCGACGUGGAAAGCCUCACAUUAUGUACAGCGACAACGGAACUAACUUUGUCGGAGCCCAUCGUGAAAUUCGAGAAAUCUACCGAUUUUUGCAAAGGGAAAUGGACGGCGAGCUUGGAGACACUCUAGCUAACGAGUGCAUCGAUUGGAAAUUUCUUCCGCCUGGUUCACCUCACAUGGGAGGACUAUGGGAAGUCGGCGUGAAAUCUUGCAAAUAUCAUCUCAAGAGAUACAUGGGACAAGCGUUGCUUACAUUCGAGGAGCUAACAACUGUUCUCGUACAAAUUGAAGCUUGCUUAAAUUCAAGACCAAUUUCGGCCUUGUCAAACGAUCCCUGCGACCUGCAGCCUCUUACGCCGGCUCAUUUCCUCGUGGGAGAAUCGUUGGUGGGGCUUCCGGAUCUUGACGUAACAGAGAUCCCUCUAAAUCGAUUACAGCGCUGGCAAUUGACGCAGCGUAUCACGCAAGAUAUUUACAGAAGAUGGUCGACAGAGUACAUCAGCACUCUGCAAGGUAGAUCAAAAUGGAACACGAACAAACCGAAUUUGCAGCUAGGGGAUUUGGUUGUAAUCAAGGAUGAAAACCUUCCCCCAAUAAGAUGGAAGAUGGGUCGGAUCGUGGAGCUACAUCCUGGAAGUGACAAACACGUCCGUGUCGUAACCGUUCGCACUUCUAACGGACGCAUAAAACGCUCGAUCGCGAAGGUGUGCAAGUUGCCCGUGUCGACUACGAUAAAACAGGAAGAAUCGUCAAAAAAUUAA